Messenger RNA from Desarmillaria tabescens, 339 nucleotides. RefSeq lists its product as uncharacterized. The transcript has 4 exons. The record is from RefSeq and is a predicted model, not a curated record. The coding region runs from base 1 to 339 and encodes 112 amino acids. NCBI's taxonomy places the organism in Eukaryota, Fungi, Basidiomycota, Agaricomycetes, Agaricales, Physalacriaceae.
AUGGUUUGGAAGACGGGCUGUCGUUAUACCAUCGCACUGUCGAGCUGUUCGUUGAAUCCGUCAUUCUCUACUGUCGGUGUGAUCCUCUUUGUUGUGCUCGUCGUUCGCACCGAGUGGAUGCACUACUACCUCGAGCUAGUGGCCGAGACUAUAGGAUCAGGCGUGGGCGGCGUGAGGACGGUAAGGAUGAACAAAGGAUUAGCAGCGAACAUCAGCAAUAAGUGGCAGGGAGGUCUCGGUAAGAAGGAAGAUGUCGUUGUGGAUCUCAUAUACCCGUUCUCUAAUUAUCAGAAUAUCGCCCUAGCAAAGCCUCCACUAGUAGCAGUGCCGUCUAAAUAA